This is a messenger RNA of Aspergillus vadensis CBS 113365, 753 nucleotides long. Its product is annotated as acetoacetate decarboxylase family protein. The record is from RefSeq and is a predicted model, not a curated record. NCBI's taxonomy places the organism in Eukaryota, Fungi, Ascomycota, Eurotiomycetes, Eurotiales, Aspergillaceae. The coding region runs from base 1 to 753 and encodes 250 amino acids. Gene Ontology annotation, molecular function: lyase activity. The transcript has a single exon.
AUGCCUUUCGGUACCUUCGAGCUCACUGGGGAUGCCAUCCCUCAAUACGCACCACCAUAUCCCACCGGCGACUGCGACUUCACCGGCUCAACCAUCCUAGUCAUAACCUACCGUACGACCGCACAAAGCGUCGCUCCCUUCGUUCCCAACAUGCUUGAACUAGAGGACGAGCCUCUCAUCACCGUCCGCCUCCUCCGACACAGCAUGACUUCCUUCGGCCCAUACAACGAGUACACCCACGGCGUGGACGUGCGCUACCGCGGGGAGAAAUAUGAAUUUUUCCUCUCCCUCAUCCUUGACAACGAGUCCCCCGUCCUAGCUGGCCGAGAGCAAUACGGCUUCCCCAAGAAGUUCGGUACAGUGGAGUUCAACCCGUCUGAGCCAUGUGGGACCCGAGUGAUGCGCGGACAUGUCGAGCAUCCUCCACACCAGAAGAUCCUACAGAUGAACUAUAGUCCCGUUCGGAAGCAGGCGGUCCCGGAUGUGGGGAUGACGGUCGAAACACGCUGUAUGAAUCUACGUGUGCUGCCUUCGCCGAUUGCGGGACAGCCUCCAUCGGUGAGGGAGUUGAUGCCUCUGGCGCUUAAAAUCACGGCGAAGGAGAUCUGGGAGGGUGAGGGUUCAGUGUCGUUCCCCGAGCCGUCAGAGGUGGAUCCGAUGCAUCUGAUCGAGGUUGUGCGGUAUGAAAGUGCGCAUUUCUUGCGGGAGGCUAAUCUUUGGCUCGGUCCGACGGGGGAUGUUUAUUCUGUUUAG